Messenger RNA from Contarinia nasturtii (swede midge), 2114 nucleotides. RefSeq lists its product as uncharacterized. Gene Ontology annotation, cellular component: plasma membrane. The transcript is spliced from 5 exons. The coding region runs from base 244 to 1839 and encodes 531 amino acids. The record is from RefSeq and is a predicted model, not a curated record. NCBI's taxonomy places the organism in Eukaryota, Metazoa, Arthropoda, Insecta, Diptera, Cecidomyiidae.
UCGUUAAAAAUCGUUUCAGUUGCGGUGCUCAACUCGGUACGAACAGACGAACUGUUGCACUGCCUUUGAGUGUGAAAGAAAAAAGGAAAGAAAUUUUUUACUUUGUGUAUUUUCUUUUUCUUUUAAAUUGAGUAUUCUAAACAUUUAUUUGAUCACGGAAAGAUAACGCAUAACCGGAUCGAGAAACAAAAGGAGGAAACCAACAUAAAAACGACAGCAAUCGAAAGUAGAGAAGGAAAUAAAAUGCAGGCGAUAAAUUAUCUGGUCAUCGUUGCAGCACUGACCCUAGUUCAUGUGGUUGUUCCGUCAGCUCAGGCUGCUAUCGAAGUAACAAAUGAGCAAAUACGAGACGGUUUACUGUCGCUGGUUCAUUCAUACAGUCAGCUCGAGAAUAAACUAGAGCGACAUGAGCAACGAGAACGAGCAUUGGGAGAAAUUAUUAAACGUGGCUUGCAGGCAUUACAAAAGGGACAAAAAAUCUUCGAUCCAAUGCAAGGAUCAUAUGUUCGGCUUGAAGAGCGUGUCGGUCAAAUCGAAACACUUUUAAUGACUUUGGAUGAGAAAUUUAAUGAACAAUCGAAAACAAAUAAAGCAAUUGAAUCGAUUGAAAAAUGGACGGCAUCACAAUCAAAAUCGUCCAAUUCAGAUAAACUCAUUGAACUAAGCAAUCAAGUUGAAGAUUUAUCGGUGAAUGUUAAAGACUUACGAAAGGUAGUCGAUGAGCUACGUGUGAAACAUGACCAUGAUUCACAAGCCUCCAAUGAUUCUUUGUCCAGCAUUGGUGAUAAUUUGGUUAAAAAAUUGGACGAAAAUGCCAAUGCCAUUGGCAAAAUUCAGGAGAAUUUGGGCAAAAUUGGUGGUGUCAAGUCAUCGGGCGAUGGUUCAUUGGAGGACACAAUUUCAAAAGAUUUACAAUACAUUAAAUCGAACAUUGGUGCCCGUUCAUGUGGUAACAGCGACUCUGAAAGUGGUGCAAUUGACAAAGACUUCCUCAUUUCAUUGAACAAUCAAACGCUUGACGCAAUCAGUGAUAUGCGACACGAGGUAUUGACAGCAUCUGAUAAAAGUCUCAUAAAAACCACGACAAAACUUAAAGAAACCGCCACCGCACUGGACACAUCGAUCAACGAAUUGCUGAAAAAUAUUGGCGAAGGUUGUGACGGUAACGGUAUAAGUGAAUCAAAACAAAAUGAAAUCCAUAAAUUGGAACAAAUGCUGGCACAAAUGGGUGACAAUGUACUGUCAAUCAAACGUGGCAUCGAAUUUAAUGUGCACGCCAUUACGUUGGAAGUGGGUGAAGCGAUUAAACAAAAUUCAAAGAAUUUAGAGUCGGCAAUCGGUGAUAAAUUUGAAGCCAUCAAUGAAACUAUAUGGAACAAUCAUAAUGGAGCAAUUACAAAUUUAACGGACAAAAUUGAAUCGGAGAUCAGCCAAGUUUGGCGCCAGAUUGGUAUUAUGUAUCAAGAGGUUUCAUCGAGCAAGGAUGCAUUGAAUAAAUUACAAGAGCUCACCACAUCAUAUGUCAAUGGCACCGUUGAAACAAUGGAUCAUAUGCAAGGAAAGGUAUCUCAAAUCACUGGUCGAAUGAGUGAAGUAGAUGAGAAUCUCAAUUACCUCUUGGGUCGUCUAUCUUUAGUAACACAAGAAUUCAAUCAAAUUAAAACUGGCCUUGGAAACGCAUUGGAGAACAUUCGCAGCAGUUUUCAAUUAGUACAAAAUAAAAUCCAAGUGGUCGGACCGGGCCCUCAUAAAAUUGAAUCGGAAGAAAACGAAGAGAUUCCUGAUUUCCAAUUGCUACCACAACGAGAUCAACCACAACCGGCUCCGGCUACAAAUUAGUUGUAUAUCAACUCAACCCGAAUCUCAUCAAUCGAGAAAUGUUCGCAUUCGUUAGAUUAUUAGUUUGUGACAUAUAAUUAGCCAAAUGUUUUUUUUUUUUAUAUUUUCUUUUUCUUUCAUGCAAUUACCAAAGCAAUUCACAUAUUUCUCGUCCAGAUUAUCGCAGUUUGGGUCACAGAGUAUAUAGAAUUUAUUUUGAAACAUGCCAAUUUACCUUAUUUGUAUUUCGAUUCCUUUGGAUUUAAAUAAAAUUCGUAAAUCAUUGAAACUACCUA